Messenger RNA from Tripterygium wilfordii, 684 nucleotides. Its product is annotated as mini zinc finger protein 3-like. Gene Ontology annotation, biological process: regulation of developmental process; regulation of DNA-templated transcription. Gene Ontology annotation, molecular function: DNA-binding transcription factor activity; transcription cis-regulatory region binding. NCBI's taxonomy places the organism in Eukaryota, Viridiplantae, Streptophyta, Magnoliopsida, Celastrales, Celastraceae. Bases 98 to 415 code for a protein of 105 amino acids. The record is from RefSeq and is a predicted model, not a curated record. The transcript has a single exon. Gene Ontology annotation, cellular component: nucleus.
CUAGCUUCUCUUGGCUCUGAAAGAGUGGAGACUAUUAACAAAACUCGAGCAUCCCAUCUCCAUCAAAAAAAAACCCCAAAAGGAAUUAGGGUUUUCAAUGAUCAUGAAGAAACGCCAAGUGGUAAUGAAGAGUAGAGAUGGGGCUAAUGGAAGAGCAGAUGCUUCUACUACAUCAUCUUCAGUGUUGACAAGAGUUAGGUAUGGUGAGUGUCAGAAGAAUCACGCGACGAACAUCGGCGGAUACGCUGUAGAUGGAUGCAGGGAAUUCAUGGCAAGUGGAGAAGAAGACACAAAUGGUGAACUGAUUUGUGCUGCUUGUGGCUGCCACAGGAAUUUCCAUAGAAGGGAAGUGGAAACUGAAGUUGUUUGCAAGUACUCUUCUCCUAAUUCUUCUUCUUCUCAUCGCGGUCAAUAGAUCGAUAAUUACAAAGAAAUCAAACUUAGAUCGAUAUAGAUUGUUGAAGGGGAUACUUAGAAAACUAAUUAGAUCGGAAGCACUCAUGUGCUCUGUGAAUAGUGCUUAUGUUGAUGAUUAAUAUAUAAUGAAACCAAACCUCAGAGAAAGAUAAUUUUUGUUUCCUUGGUUGGAAAUCGAAGUGUGUGAAGAUACACUCUGUAGUGUUUCUCUGAAUAUGAUUGAAAAUUUUAAAUCCUAUCUAUAUAUAUAUAUAUAUAUCAUAUUCA